AUGGAUUAUGUCGAACAUGAGACGGAAAUGCACGACGCUCUCAAUACUCCGGGAUGUCCCCCAUAUGAACGCGGAAUUCUGGACCCAGCCAUCGACAAAGAUCGUCUUGAGAUACUAUAUGGGCAGCUAGCAGCUAUCCUGCUUCAACUUUUCACACCCUCCUUGCCUGGUAUUGGAUCUCUUAGCCAGAUUGAUGACUUCAACUGGGACGUAACACGCCGACCUUUGCCUAUGAACAUGAGUGAUGUAGUCCGACUGGGUACAUUACCGCGGACGAAACUUCCCAAUCUACAUGCUAUAUUUACAACAGCUGCUUCCUAUUUCGAAACUCUCGCAGACCUUAAUAUUGAGCAUUUCGUACACUAUCGAAACGAUUCUGUGGAGUCCGCGGAUGACUACCGUCGAAAACUUGCUGCAAGGCGGCUUUUUUGCAAACUCGCCAGAGACAAGCGACUCACCAGCCCUUUGCUGAAGAAAGGACCCUUUAAAAUAUGGUGUGAUGAUUUUUUGGCCAAAUAG
Aspergillus nomiae NRRL 13137 is the source of this 519-nucleotide messenger RNA. RefSeq lists its product as uncharacterized. The record is from RefSeq and is a predicted model, not a curated record. NCBI's taxonomy places the organism in Eukaryota, Fungi, Ascomycota, Eurotiomycetes, Eurotiales, Aspergillaceae. The coding region runs from base 1 to 519 and encodes 172 amino acids. The transcript has a single exon.